AUAUUUUAUGACUGGGUGUAAAUGUACCCAAUGCCGAAUCGCUAGCGUCUUAACGCACAUUCUAAAAUAAUGAUGUCACUCAUAAAUGAUUCAUCAUUUAAUACAUCAGUGAGACAUCAUACGAGAUGGACCUGUUUACUUGAUUCCCUACAUCGAACCUUAUAACAGAUUGGGUACUGCCGCUGAUAGAAAGCAGAUUGUGUAUUAAACACUAGAAAACGACGGCAUAUCUUAUGGCGCCUUCUGAUGUUAAAUAUCAAGAGAUAUUAGAGAAACUGAUUCUGUAGGCCUUUGUGGUAUAGUGUAAUAUAUAAUAGUAUCUACGAUGUCAUAUCAUACAGUGAUGUGAAGUUGGGAGCCGCCGAUCGCGGUGCUUCGCGAUAGUAUUACUAUAAUAGGAAUAAUAAAAAGUAAUUUUGUUGAAUGUGUCGUAGAUGUUUAUCGUUGUGUACUGCUCGCGGCACAGUUAUAUAUUUUUGCACCGGUCACCGGACCUUCAUAACUCUCAAUCUUAAUAAAUAAAUGUUGAACAAUUGAGUGAUUGAUUUUAUUUAUCAUACAAGAUAGUACGACGAGAUAAGCCAACAUUUAGGUGAUUAAAUUGACAUCGUGUUUUAUUUGUUUUUAUUACCAUGUAUUCAAUUGUUUCGAGUAGUUAAUUGUGUCAUGUGAAAAGUGACGCGCUCCGGGGGAAGGAAUGCGGGGCAAAGCACUGAUAAUUUGCGAUUAAUGAUAAGAUACGAGAUGUGAACACUGAACAGUCAUGAGUCACACCUACCACUGCGGACACCGUCCGUCCAGACGAUGGCGUGCUGUGCCAAUCUCGCGCCUGCGUUGCUGCUGCACGUCAAUUUGUUACUGAUGGUGCUGGUUGGCGGAGUUUUGCUGACGGGGCUGCGUGCAUGCUGGGAUCCUACACUUUAUGUGCCAGCACGCGAACUUUUUCCGCUCGAGUUUCGUGUUACCGCCGUGCUGCUGCCUACGCUGGCCAUUGUGACGCUGAUCGCCGGUCACGCUGCACUUCUUGCACUACAAUCUCAUCGCCGCUCUCUGCGUCGCGUGCUUCUUUAUAUGUACGCUGGAAUCCUCGUGGCAUGCAGUAUCGCACAAACAGCUUGUGGAGGCUGGGUAUGGGCACGCACCACCGAGUGGACGCAGGGUGAGCAAGCGCGGGAGGUCCGACGCGCGGCGGCAUUAGGUGAACACUUACAACCAUUAUUGGAAGAGUUAGCACAAUGGCCAUCACUACCCCAGAUCGCGCGUGUGGCCGCACUGAUGCGCGAAGCACGCGAUGAUCUGCCGCGUCAGCUUCGAGCGCUGAGCGCUGCUGCCGUAAUGCUAUUGACGUUGCAAUUGCUAGCAGCACUGUUAGCGCUGAUCUCAGCUAUUGGCCCACCACGCCGCGCUCCUUCAAUACUCACACUCUCCACACCACUCAGCAGUCGCAAAGGAAAGUCUCGAGCGGUGUACCGUGGCGGGAGACUGUGGCUGCUGCAUGAUGACCGCAACGAGGACGCGCCACUUGCUUGCACCUGAGACCCCUUCCUCCAGCCACACUUGACUGCCAUUUGCACGAGGACAUUCACUCCUUAGACAUGAAUAUUCGUGUAAUAAAACUGCUGUGUUCAAGUAUAAAGUGAUAAAAGAUGAAGUAAUUUUAAGUUAUACUAGUAACAGUUAAGCUGUAAUUUUAUGAUUGUCAAAAAUUAAAAUCAAUAAACGGUAUAAAAAUAUUUAUUUAUUGAGUUAAAGUAUUUUAAUAGCUCGAAGACAUAUGACGCUACUUAUUGUCUAGUAUGAACCAGUUUUCUUAUAAUGCAUAAUUUGUUAAAGUCGUCGGGCCAAUUUGUGCAGUCAUGCUGCUGUUGGC
Molecule: messenger RNA, 1870 nt
Organism: Pieris napi
Lineage: Eukaryota; Metazoa; Arthropoda; Insecta; Lepidoptera; Pieridae
Exons: 4
Coding region: 805-1536 (243 amino acids)
Source: RefSeq, a predicted model, not a curated record